Notechis scutatus (mainland tiger snake) is the source of this 742-nucleotide messenger RNA. The record is from RefSeq and is a predicted model, not a curated record. NCBI's taxonomy places the organism in Eukaryota, Metazoa, Chordata, Lepidosauria, Squamata, Elapidae.
GUUUUUACCAUAUUCAAAAGUUAAAGGAGCAUUUAAAUAACCAUAUAUGGAGUUUACCCCUUGUAUUUUGAGACCUGUAAUGAGCAACGUUCUUACCUGAAUUAUUAGCUUGAUGUUAAAUCCCCCUUAAAUGCUGUUCCUGCUGUUAGAUGCUUUGAAGCCUCUGGACCCAAACAGAAGCCUUUGGAAACCGAGGCAUUUCUCAGAGUAAUUUCUGGAUUCUGUCCUAGGGUUUGGCCAUGGCCUUCAAGAUUUCUGCUGGGCUUCUCGUCCUUCUGCUGUUCCUCCCAUGGACAUCCUGCCUCCCACUGGCCCAGUUGCUGCCAGUCAAUGAUGUGGUUUGGGAGCCAGCGUGGCUGAACCCCUCGACCUGGAGAGAUCCAUCUUUGGGACCUCUGCCCAGCUCCGGAGCGGGGGUCUUCCCGGCAUCAAGCUCUCCCAGAUCCUGCCCAGGCACAGGAGGCCGAUCCCAGCCACCGAGAGCUGCAAGAUCAGCCUUCUCCAACCAGAGACGAGACAGCCGCCCUAAUUCCUUAGACUUAACUUUCCACCUUCUCCGAGAGUUCCUGAAAAUGGCCCGAGAAGAAAAAAUGUCCCAGCAGGCACGGAAUAAUAAAAUACUGCUGCAUAAUUUAGGCAAAUGAGGGGUGGGAGGGAAGGGCGGGGCAGGGGGAGGUAUCAGUUAUCCGACAGUCCAAUGGAUCAUUCAUUUGAUAAAUGUGCAUUUUGUAGAAAGUGGUGU